This is a messenger RNA of Oncorhynchus gorbuscha (pink salmon), 3079 nucleotides long. Its product is annotated as TLR4 interactor with leucine rich repeats-like. NCBI's taxonomy places the organism in Eukaryota, Metazoa, Chordata, Actinopteri, Salmoniformes, Salmonidae. The transcript has a single exon. Bases 390 to 3062 code for a protein of 890 amino acids. Gene Ontology annotation, molecular function: protein binding. Gene Ontology annotation, cellular component: extracellular matrix. The record is from RefSeq and is a predicted model, not a curated record.
ACGGGAGAUGCGGGGGAGGGUCUGAGCGCGCGCGCGCGUGUGUGUGUGCUCUGCGCGUGAACCCUGCGUUCAGGUCUGUAAUUUGCUCCAGAUGACCACUUGGGGCCGGGAUAUGGAUCAUUCUGGGGAGGUGAGCGUUUCCUCACACGGCAUGACAGCGCAGCGCACAAAUACAUGUAUUUUAUGAACACCAGUUUUUAGCCAUGGAUCCAGACACCUUUUCACACUAAACUAAGUGUAGGACAACUUUCCUCCACAAUGACGGAGCAACAAGUGAAAAAUGGACAUAUGUAUCGGACACCAAAGUGAGAGUGGAGAGUCGGGGUAACUGCACUUGAACACAGAGGGGGAAUGCCGCAUCAGAAGUUUGAGCCAACUGCGGUUUUGGAAUGGAUACCGGUCAUUUCGUUGGUGUCAUCUGCUUUCUACUUUUCUCUUGUGACGGAUUCCUCUCUCCUUCACCCGCUAGCGGCUUCUGUCCUGAGCGCUGCGACUGCCAGCAAGCGCAGCACAUCCUCUGUACAAACCGGGGGCUGCGCGCGGUGCCCAAGGUGCACUCCUCGCGGGUCCCAGAGGACGUGCUUGUCUUCAGCCUCGGCGGAAACUUUAUCGGUAACAUCUCCGCCUUCGACUUCACACGGUAUGGAAAUCUUAUAAGGUUGAACUUACAGUAUAAUCAAAUACAGGCCAUUCACCCAAAAGCGUUUGAAAAGCUCUCCAAAUUGGAGGAGCUGUAUUUGGGCAACAAUCUGAUAUCAACAAUACCCCCAGAAACUUUACAAUCACUGGCAAAACUGACAACUUUGUAUGGCAAUAACAAUGACAUUAAGACGAUUACUCCAGAGCUGUUUGGUAACUUGGAGAGCAUUGUGAAGCUGCGGUUGGAUGGGAACGCCAUAGAACUGUUACAGAAUUCAGUCUUCAAGAGCUUGACUAAUCUACAUUAUCUCCAUCUAGAAUCGAACCAGCUGAGUCACAUUCACAGAAACGCCUUUUCCAAGCUCACCAAACUGCGCUUUCUCAACCUGGCGCAGAACAAACUGACAGCGGUGCGUAAUGUGUUUACGUUCUCCCAGCUCAGGUCACUGAAUACGUUGCUGCUCUCUGAAAAUGAAAUACAACACGUCGGAAACCACGUCUUUCAGAAUCUGAAAAAGCUUUCUAAACUAUCCCUCAGCAAUAACAACAUCUACCAUUUGGAAAGCGAGUCGUUGAAAGGACUGUCGAGUUUGACAGAAUUUCUGAUUGACGGGAACGAACUGGAAAAUCUUCCCGCAGGACUUCUCGACCCGCUGGAGAGAGUUGAGGAGCUGGACUUUAGUUGUAACCAAAUUUCCACAGUGGACCCCUCUGCUUUUGAACAACUGAAGCAUCUGAGUGUUUUAAAACUGAAAGACAACAGGCUCACGAGCCUCUCCGGUAACAUAUUCGCCCUCAACAGCGGCCUUUACGAUUUGGAUCUCCAUGGCAACAACUGGACGUGUGACUGCCGCCUGGGCGAGCUGAAGCAGUGGAUGAAGUCGGCGCACUCUCAGGGGAAGCUGCUGGCCGUUUUCCUGCAGUGUCAUCACCCAGCGACACUGAGGGGGAAGUAUCUAGAUUAUGUCAACAGCUCCCAGCUGCAGCCCCCAGGGAGUUGGAGCCACUUGUGUGAGACCCAGACUAGGCCUGAGGAGAGCAGAGGAGGGGGUGUCCUGGAGAAGGAGCUGGAGGACAGGGAGAGAGGGCAGGGAGAGGUGAGGAAGGAGAUAGAAGGGGAGAGGAGAGGAAUAGAGGCAGAGGAAAGGAAGGAUGGAGAAGAGCAUAGGGAAAUUGGGAGUAGAGAGGGAGUGGAGAUGAAGGCAAUAGAGAAGGUGGGCAGGGGUAGAGAGGGAGUGGAGAUGAAGGCAAUAGAGAAGGUGGGCAGGGGUAGAGAGGGAGUGGAGAUGAAGGCAAUAGAGAAGGUGGGCAGGGGUAGAGAGGGAGAGGAUAGGAAGGAGGGAGAGGAGGAGGUGGGUAUCCAAGGGGACCAGGGAGGGCAAGAUGAGCGGGACAAAUCCCUGUCAUCAAACAGGAGGAGGAGGAAGAAAAUAUCUGCCAGCCCAAGGUCGCAACCUUCUGCUGAGGCUUCUGGGAAGCGUGAGAAAGGGAGGUGGGAUUCCGUUCCGGGCCGCAGCAUUCCUCAAACACAAGCCCCUCUCCUGAACAACCCCACGCCUCCAACCACAACCUGGCCUCAGACAAUUGACCACCAAAAUAGCCAUGGUAACCAUCUCAGUGGGCUCCUCACCUCCUCUCCUCCCACCCCUCGAAAAGAGGAACGGUUUGACCUGUUCAGAGGCGGUCACGAGGACAUUAUACCUGCAGUGACCGACCCCUGUGUGUUCAACCGCCACUUCAUCACCAACGUGACAGUCGACCAGGUCGCCUCCAGCACGGCCAUGGUCCACUGGACCACACGCGACCACAGCCGCUUUACUCCGGGAGCCGGACCGGGACUAGAAGAGGUCCACUACCGAGUGCUGUUUGACCGCUUUGGGUCAUCUGACCGUUUUCCUCGGUACGUGUACGCCCGUGGCACGGCGCGGUCGGUGAUGUUACGAGAACUAAGCCCAGACAUCACCUACAUGGCUUGUGUUGAGGGUGUGGUGGGAGGGUCUGUGUGUCAGGUGGCGCCCAGGGACCACUGCGCCGGAUUGGUCACUCUCCCAGAAGAGGUUCAUCACCAAGAGACACUGACCUCUGACCUCCAACUGGUCACCGUGGGAACACUGGCCGGCAACGCCGUCCUUCUUCUGGUGAUUGGAGGAGCCUGGCUGGGGCGAAGUUUGAGGCGGAAGCUGAAAAGGAGGAAGUCAGCAGUGCAUGUGCGUCACAUGUACUCCACGCGGCGACCGUUCCGCAGCUCCAUGACAACAACGGCGGCGGUGUCAACAGACUUCACAAGCUUCCAGAGCAGCCGGCCGCCACGGCUCGGGACCCUGGAGGAAGGGGGCGACCUUAUAGAGUUCCCCUGCGACCGUUUCCUUGACAUCAGCCCCACCCGUAGAGACAACAGUGACAUGCAGAGGUUCUCAGAUUAAUAAACACCAUAGACCUG